AUGUCAUACAAACCAACCAUUCGUAGCCAGCAACAGCCUCCAGACCAACCACAACUGGAGAACUCCAAGUACCGCGCCCAAGCGAAACAACUUCAGGAAUUGUUCCCGGCUUGGUCGAACGAGGUCGCCGGGGAUGUAGAACUUGCUGCAACGCGGAUUAGUGAGGGUCACGCCGAGCAGUGGGGUUCCGUUACUCGCAAAAAGGAAAAGAAGGUUUCGGUAUCUGGCCAACCCAAAGAUGCCGGAUUCUCUUUGCCUCGAGGAGGCAGAGGCGGUCGUGGUGGAGGAAGAGGCGGUCUUUCAGGCAGAGGCAGCCCGGCGACAAGGGGACGUGGUGGACCUCCUCGUGGUGCUCCCAACGGUCAUGCUGGGCGCUCCAGUACUCCAAGAAUCAGCUCUCCGGCCCCUCAUCAACCUGCCGCCUCAUCAGCUUCAGAGGUGCAGCCGGACGGCGACGCGAAGGACAAAGGAGCCCUCGAUGCGCAGGUCGCUGAACCUGCAAAUGGCCGGGCAUCUGGAGCUGAAGCCCCCAGCGUAAACGGAGCUUCAUCUUCUACAUGGAGCGCGAAACAAGAAGCACCGGAUCCGACCGUACACGUAAACAGUGCUGCAGCUUCGUCGCAUGUUCUCCCAAAACCUACCAAAACACCCGCGACGUCGAAGAUGUCGUGGGCGCAAAUAGCACGAUCACAAGAGAAGCCUGCCCCGCCGCCUGUACCUCUUGCAGCCCCUGCUCCAAUAUCGGCGCCUGCGCCAGUGCCACCGCAGCCUGCGCUAGCUCCAGAGUCGGAAGCAGAGUCACUACCCCCGCCGGUCUGGGAAGAACCAACAACAGUACAACCGCCAACAUGGGACGAUGAGCCGCCAUCGAUACCACCAGCUCCCGAGCCAGCUUCCGAGGAGUGGAAUAUGUCGGCCAACGAUGAGCCACAAUCGGAAUCCACGUCCGCAGAACCUGCACAGGAACCCGAGCCAGACGCGCCGCAGGAACCGGUCCAAGUAGCAGAACCCAAGCCAGAACCACAGGCGCCGAAGCCGCAAGCCCCCCAACCAACACCUUCCGCCCUCCCUGCUCAAAUUCUCCAGCAACAAUUGAAGGAUCUGCAAUCUAGCAAUGUUUCGGCGCCUCCCGCUGUUGCUACCCCGUCACCCAGACCAUCCCAGGCUCGACCAUCUUCGGCUGCCCACCGCGCCAAUGCGAAGUUCAAGAUCGGGGAUCAGCCUGCAGUCGUCAUGCCUAGUACCUUCUCAGGCGGCGUUGAAAAGGUAGGCAUGCAGUUUGGCAGCCUCAGCUUGGGAGGAGAUGCCUCGGAAGCACCGGCCAGUGAAACCCAGGCACCUGAACCUGCCCGCGUUUCUGAAGUAUCCGCACCAGCUCCCGAACCCGAACCAAUCCCAACACCUGCCCCUGCCCCCGUUGCUCAGGCACCCGAACCACCUGUGCAACCCACACCAGCACCGCCAGCACCGUCCGCCCCAACUCCCACGUCGAUAUCCUCAUCAGCUCUGUUCCAGCAGACUCUGACGCAAAGGCAAACCCCACCACAGAUGCCUUCCUCCCAGUCGCUCGCUACCUCCGUUUCUCAACCGAUUAUAUCGUCGACUUCGGCUGCCGCUUCACAUCCAUCCGCGCCUUCGGCCGUAGCAUCGCCCGCUCAACAAUACCCCGCACAAUCAAUCCCUCAGUCCUCGAUAACCCACCAUCUCCAACAGCAACAGCAACACGCGCUUCCUCAACAGAUCCAACAGCAAGCCAAUGCUCAGCAGCAGCAUCAAUACUCGCAGCAUGGGUUCUCAGCUCACGCGGAUCCUCAGCCAAAUCAAGUACAACAGCAACUGCCUCAAUCCCAGCACCAGCAGCCUCAAGGCGCUGCCAACGCCGCGGCGGCGGCGGCGAGUCAUAACACAUACUUCAGAGGCAAUGCCGACCCGUUCUUCCACACCCCUACGCCUCCUGCCCCUCAAGCACAGGAUAGUCCGUAUGGUGCGUUUGGUCAACAGCUGGGACAGCAGAUGCAACACUCAGCCCAAGCCUCCCACGUUGGAGCAUUUGGAGCCGAAUAUGGUUACGGCGAGAGCCCGAGAGGAUUCUAUGAUUCUUACGCUCAACAAUCUGGGUUUGCGUCCCGCAAUCCUUUGGGCCACGACGACAUGAAGGCUCUUCCGGGUGGUCAACAGCAACCAGCUGCCACUGUUGGAUUGUCCGCUUCUGCUUCGCAGAGCGCGCAACAUGCUGCAUCAUCGCAAACCGCUCAGCCCCCGGCUGCUGCAGGCCAGGCUCCACAACAAGGCUACCCUCCGCCUCUUCCCUACUACUACCAACCGUACCCCCAAAAUCAGUACUACAGCUCCCCGUACAAUUCUGGCUACGGCGUUCCAAACUACGUCAAGUACCCCGCGAUGUUCGCAUCUGCCCCCGCUCCCGCAUCUGCCCCCUCGCCAGCGACGAAGCAACCUGGCAGCGUUCAACCUCAGAGCAACCCAUAUGGCCAGGGUCUAUACACGCAACACCAGCAGCAUCCCUCAGCUUCGUACGACGAUAUGGGCUACCAACACCACACUCAGCAACACCAACCGCAUAGCUUGGGCGGCGGACUACCUGCGAAUGACUACAAUAAGCCGUUAUACGGAGGCCAGGGCAACUUCAUGGGUCUUGGGCAGUCGACAGGGCCCUCCGCAGGCGUCCGCAACACCACCGGUGGCUCACCCGAAGCCGCCUACAAGCCAUACGCGCCCAAGGAUGUCAAUAACGGUGUAGGGACUGGCAUGGGUGUUGGACAGGGUAUGCAGGCCGGUCGCGCUAGUGUCCAAGGGCAGCAGCCCAACCAAGCCGGCCAGAGUCAAGGGCAAGGACAACCUCAGCAGGGUCAAAGCGGGUUCUACAACGUUAAUCGUUACGGCGGUAACGCCGCUGGCGUAGGUGGCGGCGUCGGGGGCCCUCAAGGACAGGCUGCUCAUCACCUACAUCAACCUCAGGGGCAGGGCCCGCAGACUCAUCUCGGCUACCCCCAAGGCGCCUCUGACGGUAGUUUCUACUCGUAUCAACCCAGGCAACAGGGAUAUUGGCAACAGUAA
Pleurotus ostreatus (oyster mushroom) is the source of this 3075-nucleotide messenger RNA. RefSeq lists its product as uncharacterized. NCBI's taxonomy places the organism in Eukaryota, Fungi, Basidiomycota, Agaricomycetes, Agaricales, Pleurotaceae. The coding region runs from base 1 to 3075 and encodes 1024 amino acids. The transcript has 6 exons. The record is from RefSeq and is a predicted model, not a curated record. Gene Ontology annotation, cellular component: nucleus; cytoplasm.